Messenger RNA from Poecilia reticulata (guppy), 2212 nucleotides. It is a transcript of the gene rasl11b, whose product is annotated as RAS-like, family 11, member B. Gene Ontology annotation, molecular function: GTP binding; GTPase activity. The record is from RefSeq and is a predicted model, not a curated record. Lineage: Eukaryota; Metazoa; Chordata; Actinopteri; Cyprinodontiformes; Poeciliidae.
CUUACCUCCAUUCUUUCUUCAUAACAAUAGGGACAAGAUAAGGCUGUUAAUAUGCUGGUGUAUUUGUAAUCAGACUCAAUUUCUUUUCAUUUCAUCAUUCUCUCAAUUCUUACAAGAUGAAGGUGUGACUAUGAUUAGAUUAGCUGGUUAAAGUCUAAAAUUGACAUUCUGCCAUCUUCUAUUGUGAUAGAUCCAUGAGAGUCUAUUUGUUUACACGAAAGCUGAGACAAACAAAUUUCAUGCUCCUGUUAAAGGAAUAAUGUGAUUAUUUUAGUUGACUUGAAUCAGCAGAUCAAAACUUUGCAAAAAAAGAGAGAUUUGUAACCGGCCACACAUUUCUGAUCAGUCCAUCUCUUGGCUGAUAGUAUCUGAAACAUGUUUUUCCUCAGAGGUCACAUCACUGUACACGAGAAAAAACACCACCUAUCCCACCAGGCUGCGAAUCGGGUGUUUGUGUUGCGUGCAGCGUACUGGGGCAAUAUCUGCAGUCUUCAAGGCCCUGUGAAAGCCUGUUUUGUUGGCUCCCACCUGUUACAGGAGCAGCUCUUCCUCAGAAACCGACUUGUUGUUUAUCCACGUGUGGGCGGGGAAAGCACGAGCGCACGGGGGCAUGGGGAGCAGCCAAUCAGAAGCGAGCGGCAGCGGGGAGCCUUAAAUGCAGAGAGCGGCUCCUCCGCAGCAGCAGUCGCUUUCUGCUCUCCGAGCUGACAUUCACUCCGUCUUCUCAGCAGGAACACUGGAAUAUCUCCACCUAUUACAACUCCUAAACGAGUUUGAACCUAUUUUUUUUUUAUAUCACCCCCUCUCCCCCCUCUAUUCUUGUCGGAAUUUAACCACCGGGAAGAACAAUGCGGCUCAUUCAGAACAUGUCGACCAUUGCGGAGUGUACCGCGCCUGGAUACUCCGUCCUGAACCGGGUCAUCAAAAUAGCUGUUAUCGGAGGCAGCGGAGUGGGGAAGACAGCGCUCGUGGUGAGAUUCUUAACGAGGCGGUUCAUUGGAGACUAUGAGCGAAAUGCAGGUAAUCUGUACUCCAGAGAAAUCCAGGUGGAUGGAGAUCAGGUGACCAUCCAGGUCCAGGACACGCCAGGUGCAGAGAUGACUGAUAACGGUAUCAGUCUCCCCGACCACGUGAGCUGCUCCAUCCAGUGGGCAGAUGCCGUGGUGCUGGUGUACUCGGUGACCGACCGGCGCAGCUUCGAACUGAUCGACCAGCUGCACCAGCUGGUGGCCCGCAGCGGCGGUGCCGGCGCGCCCCCGGUGAUCCUGCUCGCCAACAAGGCCGACCUGCUGCACCUGAGGCGCGUCGACUCCCAGCAGGGCCCCUUGCUGGCGGGGACGCUGGGCUGCUCCUUCUACGAGGUCUCCGCCAGCGAGGACUACAACCAGGUGCACGGCGCCUUCCACAGACUGUGCUGCCAGCUCGCCAAGCAGCCGCAGCAGCAGCAGCCGACGUCGCCUCCGACCGCCAGCGGCGCCACGGAGAAGAGGCGCUCGCCCCUCAUCCCCCGGCCAAAGUCCCCCAACAUGCAAGAUCUGAAGAGGCGUUUCAAACAGGCGCUGUCGGCCAAAGUCAGGACUGUGACCUCGGUGUGAGGAGAACUGUGAGCAGAUUAAAGAAAGAAAACAGGAGGUGAACUCUCCUGUCUUAAAGUCCUGAAUCAGUCUGACUGAAAGAGGCAGAUGAGUGGGUAAAAAUAAUUAAAAAAAAAGAGGCGCUACCCUCUUGAAGAAGAGCGGUCUGGUGUCAGAUGGCAUGGAAGAAGUUUAUCUGCUCAGGAAGAGACGCGUAAAGAGACACGGGUGGGGGGGACGGCCGAGGGACGGCGGCUUCAACCAGGCUUUGUGAAUCGGUUGAACUCAAAAGUGUAAAUCCAGCUUCUCUUGGCAACAGCUGAAGGACGGCUUAUUUUUAGCUGAGCCCAUUGUGGCAGAUUUUUUUUUCUUUUUUUCCUAUUCACUGCCUCUACACGGCACUGUUGGCGGCUCCCGUUCAGAAAGGACUCUGUGCAUGCUCAGUCUGUAAUGUCAACAUCUGCAGUUCAUGUGCUCGUCAUUCAGCUUUAUGGAUCAUCACUGCAGUGGGAGGUCGAAGUGUUGCAGCAGACCCGGGAUGUAGCACUGAUGCACUUUAUAUAUAAAAGAAAGACCAGUCCAAAGGACCCGUUUAUUUAUUUGUUACACUUUGUCCACAAUAAAAUGUUAAAACGAGA